GCUUAAUUCUUUCACUGUGGACCCUCCCUCUUGCAUAAACUAUUCCAAAAUGAGGACACAAUUCUAAAGUGAAGUCCGCCGUGCCAAUCCCAUCUUCCUUUGGUGGCCAAGUUUGGAUUUUUCUGACCUCGUUUCCAAAAUCAGUACCAGCAAAAUUGCUGUGACGACUUGACCCGGGCCUACCAAAGCAACAACUCUUUUUGACACACCAAAGUUGUACGUGUUUUACUUUAUCAUCUCACCCUUGUGGAUAGUGGUGGUGGUAGCAACUAAGCAUGAAAAAACAACUCAGUGAUAGUGCUCCAUAAAAUCUAAAAUAAUGUACGCAGGUAAGUUUUCUUCUGGAUGAAGAUAUUCAAGCAAGACAUUCCGAGUCCGCCUUUGGUUUUGACAAGGACUGUUUUGUUCUCUCUCGUCCUCGGCUUUUCCUGCCCUUUAUCCCUCCCAAAGCUUGUUUAAUAUGCAUACAUCAAGAAAAAGAGAAUCUCUCCUACCAAAAAGAUUGUAGAGCGAGAACUUCAGGCGCUGCAUCAAAUCUUGUUAGUGUUAGGAGGGAAAUCCUAGUGUCAUGGAAAAGCAUCAGCACCAAAAUUACACAGAAAACGAUGUGGAAAAGAUAAUUGAAGGCCAAUCAGCAAAGCAAUCAUCAUCUACAGAGUCCCCUGCUCCAGCAUCCUCCUCUCCUUCUCACGAAUUCUCUUUCUCUGUUUCUCUAUACUCUCUUCCUCAACAACAAACCCUACUAGUACACAAAUCUACGGCUUCACCUAAUUCACUUGCGCUUGAUUUAUCUCCUGCGGAUGACAUUUUCUUCCAUGGCCACUUGCUUCCUCUUCACUUCCUCUCCCACCUCCCUGCUUCUCCUGGCUCUUCCACCAAUUCCAUGGACAGUUUCACCCUUCCCACCACAGACUCAAUACAAGAUGAAACACCCAUCAAGGAAGAUCUCUAUGGAAGCAGCAUGGCCAUGGACAAAAAUGAAAGAACAAAGGAAGAAGAAGAAGGAAGAUGCAAGUCCAAGUCUUUUUCAUUAUUCCGGUUAAGAGGACGAAAAGGGUGCGAGGUUAGAGAUAGGGAAGACACGGAGAAGCAGAAGAAGAAACAGAGGUUUCAGGUCAUCCAUGCGUUGAAGAAGUACUUAAGAAUGGUGCAACCACUAAUGUCGAAUUUUACAGGGAGAAGACAGAGAAUCGGAGUCCGUGGACAGAGUUAUUCUUAUUCAGAGAAUUUGAGUGUCAGAAAUAAGUCAGAUUUGAGAGGAAGGAGAGGAGAAUAUUCAGCACCAGCAUCAAUAAGAACAUCUCCAACUAAUAGUGGCCUUCUCCUUCCUACUAUGACUCUCCCUCCUGCUAAUGAUAGUACCAUGGAGGAGUUGCAGGCUGCCAUUCAAGCGGCAAUUGCUCACUGCAAAAACUCAAUCGCAAAAGAAGAGAAACUCAAAUGCUGAGGGAGGAAGAUACAAGAGAAAGUUUUUCGUACUUGUAUUUACUUUUCAAUUAUUGCUUCCACAUCUUCAUGAUCAGUUAAUAAUCAGGGACAGAUAAUUUGUUCUGUUGGAUUCUUGUCCUGGAUCACCAACUGGGGUACUUGGAUGACAAAGAGCUAUGAUUUGAUUCCAAAGUAGUAGUUUUUUUUUUGGUCACGGAUUCUAAUUUCUAAUGAUGUAGUCAUGUAAUUAAGGAAUUGCCAUUCAAUCUGCACAAAUUUACUUUCUUUAACAGUACACGGUUUGCUAUUUUUACCUCUUAUCGUACUGAUACGAGGAAAUUCCGACAAAAUUACAUAUGGCAGACACGCGCGUCAGGAAUUUGUAACUCUGAGGCCCAAGAUGGCUCUGAUAUUCCCCUGCACAUUGUACAAUUUGUGAGCAAUGCUAAUUGUUUUAAUUUUAUU
Messenger RNA from Prosopis cineraria, 1893 nucleotides. RefSeq names its product BRI1 kinase inhibitor 1-like. Gene Ontology annotation, cellular component: plasma membrane. Gene Ontology annotation, molecular function: kinase inhibitor activity. The record is from RefSeq and is a predicted model, not a curated record. Lineage: Eukaryota; Viridiplantae; Streptophyta; Magnoliopsida; Fabales; Fabaceae.